Molecule: messenger RNA, 3015 nt
Organism: Ornithorhynchus anatinus (platypus)
Lineage: Eukaryota; Metazoa; Chordata; Mammalia; Monotremata; Ornithorhynchidae
Gene: IQCN
Product: IQ motif containing N
Exons: 4
Coding region: 194-2734 (846 amino acids)
Molecular function (GO): protein binding
Source: RefSeq, a predicted model, not a curated record
UCCCCUUGAGGGGGCCAGGGCUGCCAAGAAUAAUGCUGGGAUAGGAUAUCAUCACUAGUGGCCAGAGGAUUUUGGGAGCCAGACCACCCUCAUCUUGUGUCAACUCUGACAGAGAAUGACUCUGGCAGAAGGCUGCAACUAAACAAGUCAUCAUCAAUGGUCUAGAACCCCAUCUAACAACAGACCUGUAGAAAUGGAGCACUAUCGCAACAAGCAAGAACAUCAAGCCAACCAUCAAGACCCAGCCCAGCCAACCCAGUCAGACAAGCAAUUCAACAACGUGCUGGUAGAUGAACUGGACAUGCUAUUGACCCAAGCAGCUUCCGUUAUUCAUUCUUCUAAGGCAAACCAUCCGAAGCACCAUAAAUCCAGUUCUGAGGAAGAGGACACAGAGGAUAUGAAUGAUGUCUGGAACAAUUAUAAUCCCCGACAACGUUUGGAAACUGCCCGGGUCUUGGGACAUUGGGAGCAUGAGCGACAGCUCAACAUGAGUGCCCCAGGGAGAACUAGGGUACUACCAAAGUCUGGGCAGUGCUGGAAUCCAGGGAGAUCAUCAGAAACCCCCCAGGAGCCUCUGAAGAGCCAGUUAUAUCCUCUGGACAGGCAGACGAAUAUGGCGUUACAGGUUCCUUCUCAGGAAAACCUUGGAGUGGGAGUAACUAAGAUCCCAGUCCAGAAACAAGUGGAGGCUAGAGGGGCUGAAGCCUUAAUCCAGCAACAGGUAAGGGACAGAGUGAUUGAGGUCCUGUCCCGAGGACUAACAAUCAAGAAUUCAGUCCAGAAACAACCGGAGGCUAGAGAGAUUAAGACCCUGUCCCAGGGACCGUCAAGAGGCAGAGAGACUCGGAUGCCACCUUGGGAACAACAGGAAGAUAAAGUUGAGUCCCAGUCCCGGAGACACUCGAGGGCCAGAGAGACACAUUCCCCAUCUUGGGAAAAGCUGGGAGAUAGAGAAGUUGACUCCCAGGCUCAGAGACAUUCGGAGGCCAGAGAGAUGCAUCCUGAAUCUAAGGAAGAAGUAAUUCGUAUCUGGUACCAUGAACCCUCAGACUUCAGAGAUUCUCCCACACCAUCCUGGGAACAACCGGGAGCUAAAGAAAUUGAAUCCUGGUCCCAGGGACUCUCAGGGGAUUUAGAUUCUUCUACACCAUCCUGGGAAGAAGCGAUUAAGAUCUGGUCGCAGGACUCCUCAGACACCCAAGAGAUUAAUUUUCCAUCUUGGGAAGAAGCAAUUAAGAUCUGGUCCCCGGAGUCCUUGGGGGCCAGCAAGAAUCAGACACCUGAUUGGAAACAGCUGGGAGGUAGAGAAGUUGAGUCUGGGUCCCAGGGACAAUCAGGGACCCAAGUGACUCCUGUAACACUUUGGGAAGAAGCAAUGAAGAUCUGGUCCCAGGGACACUUAGAGGCCAGAGAGACCCCUACACCAUUUUGGGAAGAAGUAAUUAAGACCAGGUUGCAGGAGCCCUCAGAGUCCUCAGAAACUCCUACAUCAUCUUGGGAGCAGCUGGGCACUAGAAAAGUUGAAUCUUGGUCCCAAGAACAUUUAAGGGCCAGCAAGAGCUAUAUACCAUCUCUGACGCAAAUGAAAUUUUUAAGCCCCCGGAUCACUUCCCAAACAUUUUUAGCAUCCAUGAUAUCAAAGGCUUUAACUCAAGAAGAAGUUAAAGAUGCCCUCAUCAAAAUCUUGGCCAGUGAGGUGUUGGGGGCUUAUGUAGCCAAAGCUCUGCCCCAGAGGAUGCUGAAGCCUGCCUUGACAAGAGCCCUAUCCCAGAAGGACCUGGGAAACACCAUUAUUAAAGUUCUCUUCCAGCCUAAAGUGAGGGCUCAAGUAGCAAAGAUCUUGUCUCAAGAGGAGCUAAGAGCUGCUUUAGCCAGGGUUCUCACACAAGAGGAAAAAGGGGUCCUGAUCCAAGCCCUACUUAAAGGGGAACUGGGAUCGAUGGUCAUCCAGGCCUUAGCCAGAGGGAUCCUGGGAGUUACUGUGAAUAGCUUCGUCACCCUGAUGACCCUCGCCCCCACCGAGAAGAUCCCGUGCCCAUCAGAGCAGUCUUUGAGGACUGUAUCAGGUGAGAACGCCCCAAGUCCAACCUGUCAGUCAGUGAGGAGGAAGGAAACUGUGAAAGUACCCCAGGGGUCCUCAGAAAGGAAGGAGUCCCCACUCCCGGGAGCUACUCGGGUGGCUUUGAAAGCGAGCCCAACUCAGAAGAUUAACGAGGAACAGCUCUGGGCCAUUCUGGUGAUUCAGUCCUAUUUCAGGGGCUUCAAGGUUCGACAAAAUAUAGCCCAGCAGCAUUUGGCAGCUACCUUCGUACAGUCCAUCUGGAAAGGCUUAAUGGUACGGCGAACCUUGGGCAGGUGCAACACUGCUGCCAUCAUCAUCCAGGCAGCCUGGCGGGGCUAUAUUACCCGGAAAUUGAUGACCUGGGACCUGCUCUCCACCUCCCUUAUUAAGAUGAUGCGCCAGAAAGAGAAGAGACCCUUAGGACACUGCAACCUCCGGCCCUGCCAACCUGGCUCUUCCGGCACCUGUGGGUCCAGGCUCCCGAAUAUGACUCUGGGCCGGAAGAUAGACGGAUCACCCAACCUGAUGCUGUUGACCUUUAUGGGUUCCCGUUGCCCCCAUGCUUCUGGGUGUUAUACAGACAACAACGUCACUUGCAGAAUGGGUAGAGGCCCCAGGCUGGAGAGCGGAAAACUCAAGGGGUACAAGAGGCCUGAGAAGCCAAGCAAGUAAAAGCAACUGGAGAAUGCAGCCACAGUGUUGCAGGCUGCCUGGCGAGGGUACCAGGUUCGGCAGGCUCCGAGGCAGCAGCAAAGGGCAGGCCCCAUGAUGCAAGUUGCCUGGAGGGAGUUUUACUAUCAGAAUGAGCUGGUCUAGCAGGUGCAAUAAGAGGGGGAGAAUACUACCUGGGACCCCUGAAGGACAAUGUGCCGUGGCAUAGGGCUGCACUGCACCACUACUGUCCAUCUACCUGCCACAGUUUGUCUGAGCUGAAAUAAAACAACUGCAACCCA